ACCCAGAAAGGCCGAACUAAUUUGGCGAUCUUCAUCGGAUCUCUUUCUUUCGUCGAAUCUUUUCUGCUGAAUGGACCUCAUAAAACUCAUCAUUGUUAUUUUUCUUACCUUACAUGAUAGUUAGAUUUAGUUUCAGAGGUUGAUUCCCACCUUGAUUUCAACUCUCUCUGGAAUCAACGAUUUGUGGUUUGACAGAUUCCGAGAAAUUAGGGUUUAGGGUUCUGUCGGUUGAAAUUUGAUCCUCAUAGAUGUUCAAAAAAAUUUAGGGUUCGGGUAUUAAGAUUUCAAUUGAAUCUAAUCCUUUUAUCAGAAUUUAGGGUUGGGUGAGAUUUUCCAAGAAUGUCUGUCUUCAGUGAUCAAUUCAAUGGGCCCGUCAGGCGUACGGAAGACGGACUCAUAGACAUGGCCAUAUAUCGGCUGGACUCUGAAACAGGCUUGCCCUAUUUCCUUUCACCAACUCUAUUACCGACGGAUUUAUAUCCGGCGAAUGUAUUGGAGGAACAUCAAACAUACUUGCCCUCUGCACCAUCUCCUGACCACGAUGAUGACCUUGUACCACGGUCGCCCUGCAUAACACUUUUUCCCAUUCCUGAGCCUCCUCCACCAUCGUUUAUACUGGAAUCUCGAAGAAUUCCUAUAUACGAGAAGAUUACACCUCUGGGCUUACUUUGUAAAGUUGGAAUUCAUUGCUACAAUCUGCACAAGGGGACAAACUUUCAAUUUUUGUCUGCACUUGGGAAUGUGUCCAAGGAUACCGGAAUAGUUACUUCCAUGAUAGUCAAUUCCACUCGCGACUUCGAAGCAAGGGUUCAGUAUAAUGAGGUUGAGAAGAAACGUUUCUCGACUAUGAUUGUAACCCUCUGCAGGUUUAAGCCGCCGCAAACUCCAGAGGAGGUGGAAGGCGACCUAUGUGCGGCCUUUGACAGACUUUCCGUGGAUGAUUUCUUCAAAGGUGACAUGCCCGAUUGGGUGCCUGAGGAUGCACUAACUGCCAGUGAUAAUCUGCAAUACUACGAGAUGAAAGAAUCAGAGGUGGAAGAAUACAAGAAAUGGCUUCAUCUGUAUGCGGAACUUGCAUUCUUUACCACUUGUGGACGUUUCCUGGAAAAACUGCAGUGGGCACAGCCAUUUGAGCUGAGAAAGAUAAUUGUACAAACCAGAGAAGAUGUGGAGUCGAAGAAGUGGGCCAAGGCGGAGAAUGCAAUCUUCUACAUUGCCUUCAAAAGCCGUGGCUCCCGUCGAGACUACAAUGCUAUCAUAAGGAGAACAAUGGAUGGAACGCCAGAGCAUAUGUCGCUUGAAGUCAAGUGUUUCAAGAUGUGAAAGUCCACCAUUAUGUAUCAAGUAUCAUACAGUCCCAUUAUGUAUUUAAGUAUCGUAUCGAUCUGAGGUCUUUCUUUAAAAAAGUACUAUGGAGCGU
This is a messenger RNA of Arabidopsis arenosa, 1420 nucleotides long. NCBI's taxonomy places the organism in Eukaryota, Viridiplantae, Streptophyta, Magnoliopsida, Brassicales, Brassicaceae. The record is from the annotation of a GenBank genome assembly.